This is a messenger RNA of Trifolium pratense (red clover), 1980 nucleotides long. Its product is annotated as glycerol-3-phosphate acyltransferase 1-like. Gene Ontology annotation, cellular component: membrane. The record is from RefSeq and is a predicted model, not a curated record. The transcript is spliced from 2 exons. Gene Ontology annotation, biological process: cutin biosynthetic process. Bases 237 to 1856 code for a protein of 539 amino acids. Lineage: Eukaryota; Viridiplantae; Streptophyta; Magnoliopsida; Fabales; Fabaceae. Gene Ontology annotation, molecular function: phosphatase activity; glycerol-3-phosphate 2-O-acyltransferase activity.
AAAAUGAAAAUGUGAAAGGUGAAGUUAAUGCCAACUGUGUGGUUAACCAAAUGCUUCAAUCACUCCUUUAAUGACUCUAUAAAUAUUACUAUCUUUGCACUUCUCUUCACCACAUAUACACACAUUUCCAAUUCCUAUCCUUAAUCCUUAAAUUCCAUUUACUUUUUGCCUUCUCAAAAAUCAUCAACAAAGAGAUUUUUAUUUUUAUUUUUAUUUUUUUUAUUUUGAAAAAUAGCAUGAUGUUUCCAAUGGUUCUUCUAAGGCUUGUAGAUUUGGUUUUGUACCAGCUACUAGCUAAUUCAUAUUAUAGAGCUGCAAGAAAAAUGAAAAGUUAUGGUUUUAAUUUAGCUUAUCUUUCAUCUAAACCACCUCAUCAACCUUGUUCAUUUCCUAGUAUAACAAAAUGUGAUUUACAAGGUAGAAUGUCACAAACACUUGUUUGUGACAUUCAUAGAGUCCUCUUGAAAUCUAAAUCCUUUUUUCCAUUUUUCAUGCUUAUUGCUUUUGAAGGUGGCAGCAUUUUUAGAGCUUUUUUGUUGCUUAUGUCUUGUCCUUUACUUAUGAUUUGUGAUUAUGAGUUUAAGCUAAAGAUUAUGACUUUUAUUACUUUUUGUGGUUUAAAAAUAAAGGACAUGGAAAAUGUUUCAAGGGCUGUUUUACCAAAGUUUUAUUUAGAGAAUCUUAAUGUUAAGGUUUAUGAGGUUUUGGCUUCAACAGGGUCUAAAGUUGUUAUCACAAGUAUUCCUAGAGUUAUGGUUGAAGGAUUCUUGAAGGAAUAUUUGAGUGUCGGUCAUGUUAUAGGGACAGAGUUACACACUGUUGGUUGCUACUUCACUGGUUUUCUCACUAGCUCUUGCUUAGUGGUUAAACAUAGAGCACUUAAAGAUUAUUUUGGUGAUAGAAAACCUGAUAUUGGAAUUGGAACUUCAAGUUUACAUGAUCAUCUUUUCAUAUCAUCUUGCAAGGAAGCUUAUGUGGUGAACAAUGAAGAUAACAAGAAUAGUACUCAAAACUCAAUCAUGCCAAGGGACAAAUAUCCAAAACCAAUCAUUUUUCAUGAUGGAAGAUUAGCAUUCUUGCCAACACCUUCAGCAACACUCUACAUGUUCAUGUGGUUACCAUUUGGAAUUUUUCUAGCAAUUUAUAGAAUCCUUCUUGGUAUUUUCCUGCCUUACAAAUUAGCACUUGAAUUAGGAGUUUUAAGUGGCAUAGAUCUAAACAUCAAAGGCACUGUCCCUAUCAAAACAGAGCAAAACAGAGGUGUUCUGUUUGUAUGCACACAUAGGACACUAUUAGAUCCUGUUUUCUUAAGUACAACAUUAUCUAAACCUUUAACCGCGGUAACAUAUAGUUUAAGCAAAGUUUCGGAGUUCAUAGCGCCGAUUAAGACAGUAAGAUUAACACGAAACAGAAAACAAGACGGCGAAACAAUGCAAAAGUUACUAAAAGAAGGUGAUUUAGUUGUUUGUCCUGAAGGAACAACUUGUAGGGAACCAUAUUUGUUAAGGUUUAGUUCAUUGUUUGCUGAGUUAGCUGAUGAGAUAGUACCUGUGGCAAUGAAUACUCAUGUCAGCAUGUUUUAUGGUACAACAGCAAGUGGAUUAAAGUGUUUGGAUCCUAUAUUUUUCUUGAUGAAUCCUAAACCUAGUUAUCAUAUUCAAAUUCUUGAGAAGGUACCUAAAGAACUUACAUGUGCUGGUGGAAAGUCAAGUGCUGAAGUGGCUAAUUAUAUUCAGAAACAGUUAGGUGAUGCUUUGGGAUUUCAGUGUACAAAUUUAACCAGGAGGGAUAAGUAUAUGAUGCUUGCAGGGAAUGAAGGGAUUGUUCAACAAGUUAUUUCCAAAAAAUGCUCUUGAUGAUUAUAUAGAUAUACUUUAUUUUAUUUUGGUUUCAAAAUUAAUUUGUGGUCUUGUUUGUUAAUGUUUAUUAUGACCAUUAUGAAUUAUAAUAUUAAGGAAAUGAAAGUGAUUUGCAUAUUCA